This is a messenger RNA of Nelumbo nucifera (sacred lotus), 1617 nucleotides long. RefSeq lists its product as uncharacterized. The record is from RefSeq and is a predicted model, not a curated record. NCBI's taxonomy places the organism in Eukaryota, Viridiplantae, Streptophyta, Magnoliopsida, Proteales, Nelumbonaceae.
CUAAAAAUAAUAUUCUAUAGUGGCAGUCGUUUAAAAUUGCCACUAUAGGAUACAUCGAUUGCCGCUAAAAGUCGUGGUACAAAUUAGGGCUUUUUUUACCUCCUUUUUUUACUGUUCUCAUUCUCUCUCACAUGAUCUCUCUCGCAAUCAAUGCUGAUCUCUCACCACCGGACGACAUUCAAGGAUAUCGGCAUCAAUAGCACUAAUCUGCGACGUCAACGUUAGCGCUUGAUUCAGUCUCUUCACUAUAGUAUUGAACCAACAUCUCGAAGGCUACAUUAGAGAAGGGAAAGCCAAUUUUACCAAAUUUACCAUAUUGUAUAGUCGGUUUCUACUUUUUGAUGAAGAAGAAAAACAGCUAAAGCUAACAAGGGAUCAAGUAGAUGUCUCGACAAGAGAGUCGGGAAAACGAUACCAAGCGUCACCAUUUGAAGCCCGACAAAGAAUCCAGUCCAAAGAGACCAAGAAGAGAUGAGAAACUAGCUUCAGAGAGAACAUCAAGUGAUCGUAAUUUGGACAUCAGAAGCCAUACUGAUUGGGAUCAAAAGCGUUGCAGGCGGUUGGAAGAUGCUAUACAACUUAUGUCUCCACUAGCACCCAAGUUGAAGGGUGGGGCUGCUGACAAUGAAUUUGACAAGAAGACAAAUGGAUUGCAUGAUGGCAUGAACUGUUCAUUCAAUCCAACUGAAGUUCCUUUGCCUCAUCCUCGGUCUUACUUUCAGCAGAAUGAGCAUGGUAGUGCUGGGCAAGGUGGUCAAAGCUUCAGCUGCAGACAAAUUGCUGAACGUGGAUGGUGGAGAGAUCCAAAGGAACAAUUCAGCUAUAGGGAAGAAGACAAGGCUGGACAAUAUGACAAUCCGCACAAAGACAAGAACAUCCAAGCUAAAGGAGAAGACAAGAGUGUUUGGCACCACAAUGGGUCCUUGUACCCAGAGCCAGAGGCACCCCCACAGGCAAAGAAAAGACCUACAUUUCGGGAGAAGAAGAUUCCAUUGGAUUCCAGAUCAGGGGGCAUAACACCAGCCAAUCCUGUUAAGCCUAGCAAUCCUGAACAGAGAGGAGAUGAUAAGGGAAGGAUAGGCCAUCGUUCCCACGUUGCAGACAGACACCAGAAACCAUUCACAGGAGGGAAGGCUCUACCAUACAAGGGAGAGGUACAGAAGUCUGGCCUUCCUCCAAGAGAGAAGUUUAACAGUUGCUCUGGUUUUAGGAGAACAGACAGAUUUAGUGGUAGGCAUGGUGAAAGAAACCAGUAUCGACAUAAUACUUCCCGCAUGGAGAAAUGGAAGCAUGACCUAUUUGAUGAAGCCAAUAGGAGUCCUACGCCUAAGAAUGAAGAACAGAUUGCUGAAGUGGAAGCUCUGUUAACUUUGUAGCAAUGCUGUUGCUGAGAACCCGGUUCCUCGGCUAUUGUUACAUUGCUGUUGUGCUUUUGACUUUGUACUUGUAUUUCUUUUUAAUGUUUCUGUGUAGCCCGUCCCUUUCUUUUCCCCAAUAUCUAUAAGACGGGGUUUUACGGAAGAAGAUUCUUUUCUCUGCUUUUUGUUUGGUGGGAUAUGGGUCUUGUUUAGUCACCUUGAAAUUAGUACAGGGGUUGUAAUGGCCUUUUUGCUAUUA